AAUAUAAACAGACAAAGGAAAACAAAAGAAAAAAAAACGGAAAAACAACAGACACUAAAAAUAACAUAGAGGGCCGCCGCCUUGAAACGGUUAGUGGCAAAAACACCACUUGUGGGCUUAAAUCGGAUUAAACCAUGUUUCUACGAAGAACUUGACUGCAUCCUUUAAUCAGCUGUUUUCCCUGUCUGUUUCAUUUACAAAAAGAAAACUCAAUAUCUGAGACGAGGCCUUUAAUGUUAAACCACAAAUUCUUCCUUUUCCCCCGAUAGCCAUCCGGUGUUUCGUAUUUUGAACGAAAGCCGGUGACAAAUCUGCCUAAAAAUUCUAAACGACAACAUGCCAAUAAUAAGGCUGUUAAUAGUAUUUUUAGUGUAUAAAAGUGUGCUUUCAAGUGUAAAUGGAAAUAAUAGCAACUCUGAAAAUGAUUCCAAAGUUCUUCAAAUGCUGAUUGAUUGUGGAGGGAAUGUUGCAUCUCUAAGAAAUGAGCUUCAAGACAUGAAAGAUAAGUUAGAAAGACUGCGUACAGAGACAGCAACGGACACAUACAUUAGAUGGGGAAGAUCUUCUUGUCCUAGCGGAGCAACAAACGUUUAUGACGGGUUUGCUGCGGGGUCAUAUUUUGGCCAUAGUGGAGCAGCUGCUAAUUAUAUUUGUUUGUCAAAAAAGCCAAAAUUCAAUUCUCACUAUUCAAAUCCUCCUUACGUCAAUUAUAUAUACGGAGCUGAGUACCAAACUUUCGAAAGUAUUUGGGACAAUCUCCAUAACCACGACGUUCCAUGUGCCGUAUGUCACAUUCCACGUAGCAGUGUCAUCAUGGUUCCUGGAACAGACGACUGUCCUGAAAAUUUUAGAGUAGAGUAUAGAGGUUACCUUAUGUCUGGACAUCAUAGUCACGCUGCAGCAACAGAAUUUGUCUGUGUGGAUGGUCAUCCUGUAACAGCCCCUUAUUCAAGCAAAACUGAUAACAACGGGAAGUUAUUUUAUUUUGUUCGAGCUAUUUGCGGUUCUUUAAAAUGUCUGCCCUAUGAAGAGGGGAAGCAGAUCACAUGUGCCGUGUGUUCCUAUUCUCCUUAGAAUAAAAGAACAAUGUAACAAACAAAAUGGUAACGCGUCCUCCUUUGGGGUUAGUUCUGCAUUAUGACAUAAUCUACACUUUAAGGUUUGAUAACGCGUCAGUGAUGCCGUCACGUCAUUUAUCCAGAAAACGUAGAAUGAAGUCUAGACUCAGUAUACGGAAAUAAAAAUCGUUUUUAUGAAUAAACGACAACCCGCAAAUAAAUUUAUUCAAACGGCAAAGUUGCUAUCCUUCUAAACUGUGAUGCCAUAAAGUUAUGUUAGGCAGUUAUCCAAGCCCACAUAGACAGACCUGCUUGAUACUUGACUUGUGGCCUACUUGGUGGGGCCUUAAUAGUGUUUGUCUUCUUGCUAAGCUUUCUUCAAAGGCAUUUAGUACGUGUAUAUUUGGUCCUUUAGACGUUUUUUACAUAUCAUAUAUGUUUUCACGAAUAUUUUCAUGCUUUACAUAUUGCGUCUAUAGUUGCCAAUAUGUACCGAGCAGUGAAAACUUAUUUACACUGCCCUACAACAUGGUAGGGUGAAGAGUGAUAGUUUCGCCUACUGCCCUUUCCAAAAUGUAUAUGUAUUUAACUUGUCCAUAUUUUAUGUGUUUAUGUGUAUAUGUCUAUCGUCCACAGAGCCAUAAUAAAGCUUUUAUUCUCGGGGGAUGCGGUCAUGGA
Molecule: messenger RNA, 1736 nt
Organism: Mercenaria mercenaria
Lineage: Eukaryota; Metazoa; Mollusca; Bivalvia; Venerida; Veneridae
Product: short-chain collagen C4-like
Exons: 2
Coding region: 337-1074 (245 amino acids)
Source: RefSeq, a predicted model, not a curated record